UAUAUAUUUUUACUACUCUUCCAUCAUGUAUGAAAUAUCAUCGAAUGUGUGUUUAAAGUGUGUCGUCAUAAUGUUGCUAAUGCAAAACGCUUUUUUUGCGAGGAGAUGUGAGCGUUCAGCAGCAGGUUCAAGCAGCAGACAUGUCUGGGCAAAACCUCACAGAUCAUAUUGAACAUUUCACUUCAUCAAUAUGUGCAACAUCCUCCGAUACCCCGACAAUGGAGUCAUUGUAUGAAAAGUAAUGCAUAGUGUUGUGUUUCUCUUCAUAUCAAAAGGACCCAAAACACUUUAAAAUGUACUAAAUGGGUCCUAUGCAGCGGUACAUGAUAUUAUACUGACAUCCACUAAGUGGCUGCAAUGCAUCUAAUAGCUGCUUUGACAACCGCCAAUCAAUACCAAAGAAGAAGACAGACGAUUAAACAAGUGGUUGUGGUUGUUGUCAUGUGACAAUCCCAGGCUAUGACUGUGUCACGUAAGCUAGCUCAUUUCCAAAUGCGUAUUUUUUUUGUCACAUUUAAAGUCAUUUUAACAAAUGUUUUUUUUAAAAGGGUGUCAAGUGUUACAAAUAAUCUCUUACUAUGUUUAUUUUUUCAGUUUAGUCAUAGAAAACAAGCUAGGAAAAUAUUGCUAUUGAGCUAGUUUUAGCCUUAAAAUUGCUAGCCUGAGACAUGGACCACGUCAAGCGUGUGCUGCUGCUUUGCAUCCUUGCCAACCAGUGUCCUGCAGCAGGUGGGCUCUUUGAAUGGCUGAGGCAAAGUGAGCAUCCUCCUCCGGCAGCAGCACCACCGCCACUUCCUCCACCUGCAGAAUUAUCCCCAGUGAUUCUUGCAAAAGAUGCUCGGUUUGAAAUGGCGACGGCUGAUGAGAAGUUUCUGGCUGAGGCCAAGAAGAUGGUGCUCAGCCCUUUAGACAGCUGCCACCACAGGGUGGUCGCCCGAUUAAAGGCGAGCUGUGAAAGCCUCUCAGAAGAGGAGCUUGCCAAGCUUGGCGUCGUCUUGCUCAACUGUCAGGCACAGAUUGAGGGUCGCGCGACUUACCCGUGCACAGAGGACAUGGCUAUCAAAGACUGUACAGCCAACAUGGACUCGGAUACAUGGAACGCCUAUCACAUCGUGAGCAACAGGGCACGCUCUGUAUGCUAUGCGACUCGCCAGCAGCUCUUUCGACGCAGAGCAGAGCACACAGUAAACGCACUCAUUUCAACUGCUGCCAGUCAGCUCUCUGCCAUGGAAGACCUGAAGGACGGCCAGUUGGAGCUGCGGGAGAUGACCGCAGCUUCAUUGGACAAGCUCCUGCAGGGCCACAGUGCUCUACAGGAUCGGCAGGUCAAACUGCACGAGGGCCAGGAGCAUAUGGAAAGCUCCCUGAGGGACAACCUGCAGCGUUUAGGCCAGGAGAAAGCGCUCAUUGCCUCAGGACAACAACUGGUGGCACAGCUCAUCCAGGGCAUUACGGAAAGAAUGGAAAUUGUUAGUGAGAACGUGCAGGCCCACGGCUCAAAGGUACAAGACGGCCACAGAGCCAUUGCUCAAGACCUGGCUGACGUCAGACAUCAAGCUCAGGACAUCUACCAAAAAAUUGAUGACGGCAUGUCAGAGUUCCUUCGGUACCGAGGCCAGACAUCCCAGUACUACGCUGAUCUCAUGGGCAAACUGGAACGCAUGAACAGCAGUCUGGGGUUUAUGCUGCACUACCUUGACAACAUGCAAGGUCACAUCGAGGAAAGGCUGCACGUCAUUCAGGGCUACCUUACCUGGACAGGUUUAAGCCUCACUGCCAUGUGGACGUGCAUCGCGCAUACCGGCUACUUUGUACUGGUUGCUGUCCUGCAGUCGUUCCUGUGUUGUCCGGUAUUUUCUCGUGCCACGCUGCUGCUCAUCGUGCCCUUUAAUGCACUGGCAGAGGUCAACCAACAGCCAGCACUUGACCUCACUAGCCUCAGCUUGCUGCUCUUCGCGCUCUCACUUGGACACUGGUUUGUGAGUAAGUUGUGGGCUUGUUUUCAGAGCAGAGGGAAGAAGACUACCACAUGGCCUUGCGAAUUAGAGGAGCUACAGAAGACCGUUUCAUCCUCUAAUUCGUACCCACGAUCCUCAACGCCUCAGAAGUCAGUUGGGUCAGCUCUUGUUGUUGCGGCCCAUGGUCGAGUUCCGUGUUAUUUUUAUUUAUUUUCUGUCCUGCAGAGGUGGACGGCACAGCGGCGGCGAGCCGGACAUCCUUCUGACUCAAGACAACAUCACAUCAAAAGACCUGUGCCAUGUGGUACCCCCAGUCACUGCACUCCCAGACGUGUACCCCAGCCAGCUUUCAUUGAUGAUAUUCCUCUGAGGAACCCUGGAAGUGUUUUUGACUUGUUGAAUGACUCUCAUGAUUUAGUCAAUGGUUCAAGAAGUGCAAGUCCUACUCCCUCGGUUAAUAGCUCUCUGUCAGUGCGUCAACUCUGCAAUGCAAUCACAAAAACCGGGAAGGCGUGUAAGAAGAGAGCGCUGCUUGGACAAGACUACUGCCGAGUCCACGAAGGUGGCCACACCACCUCCUUUUACUCCUGAGGCGCACGGCUUGCAAGGAGAGCUUUUAUAUUUAACCCAGAUUCAUGCUUUUUUUUUUUUUUAUUUUUAUUUUAUCCAUGGAGUGUCUUAAUAAAUGCAAAACAAAGCAACUUCCAU
This is a messenger RNA of Dunckerocampus dactyliophorus (ringed pipefish), 2666 nucleotides long. It is a transcript of the gene bmb, whose product is annotated as brambleberry. The transcript has 12 exons. The record is from RefSeq and is a predicted model, not a curated record. Bases 669 to 2549 code for a protein of 626 amino acids. Lineage: Eukaryota; Metazoa; Chordata; Actinopteri; Syngnathiformes; Syngnathidae.